Antechinus flavipes (yellow-footed antechinus) is the source of this 8288-nucleotide messenger RNA. Its product is annotated as zinc finger protein ZFP2-like. The transcript has 6 exons. Gene Ontology annotation, biological process: regulation of transcription by RNA polymerase II. Lineage: Eukaryota; Metazoa; Chordata; Mammalia; Dasyuromorphia; Dasyuridae. Bases 852 to 3164 code for a protein of 770 amino acids. Gene Ontology annotation, molecular function: RNA polymerase II cis-regulatory region sequence-specific DNA binding; DNA-binding transcription factor activity, RNA polymerase II-specific. The record is from RefSeq and is a predicted model, not a curated record.
AUGAAUGGUUUGGAGGAUUUAGACGGAGGAUCUGCUUGGUUUUUCUUUUCCCCAUUGAUUUAUUUGCCACUGUUGUAAGAUGCUCUGAUUUGGGGCCAGUUUUCCUUGUAGGACUUAAAAAGAUGUGGAAUGAAAGCUGAAGCAAAGGAUUUCUUUUUUAAAAAUCACAAAUUUCCUCAACUGAUCCCUCACUGUAGUGGGAGAUAAGUGGUAUCCUGGAGGUUAUACCAAGUUGUGAUUGUGAGUUUUAAAGGCUGCUACUAAGAUGGAAAAAUUUGAAAUAUUGUUCCAGAAAGGGACUUCUUAAUUGUGAUCAUCAUAGCUAAAAUUGUAAAGUGCUUUAAGUGCAUAUUAAGUGCAAUAUGAUACAAAUUAAAUAUGUGCAGUUCUUUUAAACAUAUUUCCCUAUUUGUCAUAUUGUGUAAGAAAAAUCUGACCAAAAGGGAAAAAGGAUACUCUCCCCAUGAUACAAAUCAUAGCCCCUCCAGAUCUAGAAAUGCUUUAUUAUGUCUCUUCCUGCACUUAGCAUUCAGCUAAACUUCUGGACUUUGUAUCUUGAACUCUGCUAGCAGCAGAAACAGGACCCAAAGUCAUUUCCCCAAAGUGAUAAGAUCACAGGAUCAUAGUAUUUAGAAACUGAAGAGAUAAUCUAAUCUACUUUUAUUAUUUAUUAGUGAUGAAACAGACCCAGAGAUAUUUUAUGACAUACCUAAGAUGAUUAACCUUUCAAUUUUUUUUUUUAAACUUGUAAUUUUUACAGACACCGUGGCCACAUAGCCAAUGGAAAGGACAACAAAGUGUACCUUAGUAGGAUAUGUGCUGCUCAGCUUGUAUCUGAAGAAGAUACAGAUAUGAAUAAUACAGUGAGGAAGAAAGAUGCUGGAAACACAGCAUCCUUGAAUGAAGAAAUGGCCACAUCCUCAAGUCCUCAAAUUACGCCUCUGUGUGAACCAGAUAAGGUCCCAAGUAUGGAGGAUACUAGGGAUCAGGAAACAAGAAGACGAAAAGACACAUUAAAUCCUGCAGUCUCUCAUCAGAACUUGAGAUGGUUUCAGCGCCCUGAAGUAGCUUCACCUCAGGAGGAGGAACUGAGCCAAAUCCGGGAGCUUUGCAUGCAGUGGAUGGAUCCCGAGACUCAUGGCAAAGAGGAUGUUUUAGAUAUGUUGGUGCUGGAUCAAUAUGUGAUUGUCCUCCCCAGAGAGAUCAUGACUUGGGUGAAGUCACAGCCUUCAGAGAACAGUGAGGAAGUGGAAAUCCUCUUGGAAGAUUUGAGCCAGAUGUUUGAGGAUAACGUUCUAUCUUCUCAGGAUUCUGCUGUUUCCCAGGAUCAGAGCUCUGCAGAAAAGGGAGCAGCUUCUGUGCCUCUGCCAGAUGAAUCCCAGGACUCUGUGACAUUUAAGGAUGUGGCUAUAAUGUUCAGUCGAAAGGAAUGGUGGCAUUUGCAGCCAGCCCAAAUGGAGCUGUACAGGGAUGUGAUGAUAGAGAACUACAAUAACAUGAUCUCUGUGGGGCUUCUUACUUCUAAGCCAGAGCUGAUAUCCCAGUUGGAGAGAGGGGAAGCUCCAUGGAUGCGGAGCAGAAUUGUCUCCAGAGGUUCUGGUGCAGGUUCUGAGACCAGGUUUGUUACAAAAGAAUCAGCUCCAAGACAGGGCAUUUAUUUGAAAGAUUCGUCUCAGGGAAUGUUCUUGAGAGAUGGUCCCUGUGCCUCUACUUUAGGAAGAGCCUUGAAAUGUGAGGAGGACAGUUUGGAAAAGCAACAAGACAACCAAGAAAGACAAUCUGGUCAAGUAACAGUAGAACAGGAGAAAACUUCGAAAGUGAGAAGACCUAGAUGUAAUAUAUUUAGGAAAUACUUCAGGCCAGGGUCAGGCCUUGUUACAAAAAAGAAAGUUCCUACAGGAACAAAUCUCCAUAAAUAUGUUAAACAUAAAAUGAGCCUCAAACAGUAUUUAGAUCUCGUUAAAAGUAAAAUGACAACUCCAGAGAAGAAACCUAAUUUUAAGGUAAGGCCCAAAACCCGAAGUUAUUACUCAAACCUUUUUAAGUCUCGUAGAAUACCUCCUGGGGAAAAAGGUUAUAAGUGUAAAGCAUGCGGGAAAACUUUCAUCUACAAUUCAUCUCUUACUCGACAUCUGAGAAUCCAUACUGGGGAGAAACCCUACAAAUGUUAUGAAUGUAAGAAGAGCUUUAGGCGACGCUCAUUUUUUAAUCUACAUAAGAGAGUUCAUACUGGAGAGAAACCUUUUAAGUGUAAUGAAUGUAAUAAAGCUUUCAUCCGGGACUCAUCCCUUUUUAAGCAUCAAAUAAUUCAUACUGGAAAGAAACCUUUCAAAUGUAAUGAAUGUAAGAAAGCCUUUACCCAGAGGGGGCUACUUACUGAACAUCAGAGGAUUCAUACUGGAGAGAAACCCUUUAAAUGUGAUGUGUGUAAGAAAGACUUCAGCCACAAAUCAUCCCUUAUUCAACAUCAGAGAAUUCAUACUGGAGAAAGAACCUUCAAGUGUAAUAUAUGUGAAAAGGCUUUCAACCAGAGCACCCGCCUAACUGAACAUAAAAGAAUUCAUACUGGAGAGAAACCAUAUAAGUGUAAUAAAUGUGAGAAGGCCUUCACUCAAAGAACACAUCUCAAUGAGCAUCAGAGAGUUCAUACUGGAGAGAAGCCCUAUAAAUGUAGUCAUUGUGAGAAAGCUUUCAGCAACAGCUCAUCCCUUACUCAACAUCUUCGAAUUCAUACUGGAGAGAAACCAUAUAAAUGUAAUCAAUGUGAGAAGGCCUUCAGUCAGAACUCAUCCCUUAUCAUACACCUGAGAUUCCACAGUGGAGAGACACCUUUUAAAUGUAAGGACUGUGGGAAGGCCUUCAGCCGUAACUCAUCCCUUACAAGGCAUCAGAAAACUCAUAGUGGAGAGAAACCUUUCAAGUGUAAUGAAUGUGGGAAAGCCUUUGGUCGGAAUUCAUCCCUUACCGACCAUCAGAAAAUUCAUACUGGAAAGAAACCUUAUAAGUGUAAUGACUGUGGAAUAUCCUUCAAUCAGAAUACUCGCCUUAUUGAACAUCAGAGAAUACAUACUGGAGAGAAACCCCACAAAUGUGAUCUGUGUAAGAAAGCCUUCAGAAGUAGUUCAGCUGUUCUCAGGCAUCAGAGAAUUCAUAGUGGAGAAUAACUGGGAGUAGGAUCAUACAUGGGGAAGUUUCCGUCAUUCUUGUCACUGAUUACAUACCACAGUCAUACAAUCACAAUCCGCCACUUGGGAUUUUUAAAGAGAGAUUUCCCUCUUCCUUAUAGUACACUGCUUUCAAGCGACAGAUUUGCGUGAGCUGAAGCAGGAAGGAGCAUUGUUACAAGAUCUUUAGUAGUAGAAGUACCAAGCCUUCUAGAGUAACAAAAAGAGGAAUCUUUAUUAAGUUUCCAACUAGUAUUAGAACAAGUGGGUAGUAUCUGUGAGUAAAGGGAUAAAAAAAAGUCCUGCUAAAGUAAUUGAAUAUUUUAAAAAAUACCCCUGUGACUUUUGCUGAGUGUAAACUAGUUGUGAAAUAUCUUCAGCUUCUUGUACAUUUCACCCUGAAAGAAGUUCCUAGUGGUAGGUGGACUAGUGAAGUGUGGGGCCUGGCAUUAGAUCUAAAAGAUGGAGGGGAUGAAGCAGGACCCCAAAGUUUAGGAGUAAGAAAGAUAGAAAGUUGUUUUGCAGCUAAAAAAAUUCAUUUCUUUUUCCUCAAGACAGUUGUGGGAGUUAUGAUAGAUAUAUUCUUUGGUUUCUUGUCAAUCUCUUCACUGUACCCUAGGGUUCCAUGCAAUGCCCUAUGCUGCCUUCUCACCAUCCAAAGUCCUUCACUGUAUUCCCCACUCAUCCCUAUCUUCCACAACAUAUAACAUUCUAGAAUUACAACUUUCCUGCCUCUUCUCAUUAGGAUUUCUGUUUCUUCAGUGCAUCUUAAUAUGGAAAGUCAGUUUGCACUCCAUUCCCAAGAUUUAGCUUCCAGUCUGUUCCUUGGAGGUUGAACUAUGACUUACUGGGGGAUGUUGCCUUCCUUGGCCCACAGAUUCCAGCCAUAUCUGAUUCCAGCCUUUCCAAAGCAAAGAUCUUUGGAAUAGGAUCAGAGGAGAUGAGCUGAAAGCAGUUUGGAUUUUGGGCCAUGUGGGGAAAUAGGUGAAGUUUCCCCAAGUCCCUCUCUUUUUUUGUUCCUGUCCUUGUCUUCUCUCAAUCCUCUUUUGCUUAAUCUUGAAUCAGGUAUUAGUAACUAAAGCAACAAUUUUUGGCAACAUUAUGGUAUCAUACAUCUAGAGUGGGAGGACCUUAGAGAAUGUCUAAUUCAACUAGUUCAUCUUAUUGGUGAUAGAACAAGGUUAUGCAGGUGAUAAGUAUCAGAGUCAGGAUUCAGUUACAGGCCCUGUGACUUCAAAUCUAAUGUUCUUUUCACUGCAUCUCCAUUGAGCAGAGAAUUCUCAGCAUCACCAGGCUCGUUGAAAACAUGAUUGCCAUGAGACCAGAAACGGACACAAUCUUUGUCUUUCUCCCUUAGCUAUGGUCUCUUUCCAAGAGUGUUUGCUUUACUUUAGUUCCUAUAUUUAACCCUGUUUUCAAGUUUGUAAUUAAGUCCUCCUCCUCCUCCAUCAUGACAUCAUCAUGAUACCAGUAUUUUCCAGUUUACAAAGUACUUUCCGAUAACAACCUGUUUAGCUGUCCUCUUUUAGGGGCCAGUUAUUCUUUCCUUUCAAACUCAGUCCCACUCAGGUAUUGGCUAAUGACUCAGGUGUGAGCUGAUGAGUAGUUAAAUGGUAACUCCCUCACUUAUAACGAGACAAUGGGAUUAUGGUUGGCAACUAUUUCCCAUGGUUUUAUUCCCACCUCUUUAUCAUACCCUGGGGAUGGCUUUGGUAACAACAAAUUGCCUCACCCUGUAAAAACAAAGUUCUGUUGCUUUUCUUUGAAACUCAGCUCCCUAGAUCAAGUUGAUUUCAGACUCUUAAACAGUGUUUUUUGUUUCUCUAGAUUUUAAAUUGUCUCUGUCUCCCUUACUCUUAGUAUUUUGCAAAAACUAGUUAUUAGGGUGAUUUGGAUAUCAUUUUCCAACUGAUUCCAAAUUUACCUUCAUAGCUAACGUGUUCUUAUUUCUUAAUGUUCUUCCCUCUACAUCUUAGAUUACUUCAUAAUCUUAAACUACAUGAGAGGUACAGUCUCCAAAGUGAGUAAGGUUAUAGUCUUAUUAACUUCUGCUGUGAGUGGAAACUCUCUCAAUUUCUAUAUUCAGUUUAGGAUAUCAGUUUUAGGAACAAUUUUGGCAUAUUGGAGCACAUGGAGAAGAAGGUGGAUGUGGUGUUGUGGAUGUUGAAGGUAACACAGAUUGUGCCAUGUGAAGAACUAUUGAAGGAAAUGAAGUAUUUAGCUUAGUUAAGAUUGUCAAGUUAUUUGACUUGUCAAGUAUUUGAAUCAGAAAGUGAUUCAGUUUUUUCUCCUCGGUCUAAGAAAACAAGAUUAAGAGCAACUCUUGAGAUUCUCUAAAGUUGUAAUUUUCUCUAACCCUUAAAGCUAAUUUUGUAAAGGUGUGAGCAAAAAAAAAAAAAAAAUCAGCUGUAGAAGAAAAAUGGUUUUGAGUUUUCAACUUGGAAAAUUUCCACUAAUGACCAAAGGAGAUUUUCUCUACCAAAUGGAGGUAGAUAGGUCUUGCCUAGAGAAGGUAGACUGUUGGAGGUCAGAUUUUUGGUGCCUUAUUUUUCUCAUAGCCCUAAGUGUAGGGCCGUGCCUAUGUUGGCCUCUCCCAAAGAUUUAUUGAUUCAUUGAUUAUAAUCAAAAGAUUCUAGUCAUUUAAAUCCCUUUGAAACCCUUUUGUAAGGAGCCCUUAGGAAUGUAAUCAAUCAAAAUGUAACUGCCAAUUCAAACUUUUUCUUUUAAUUCUUUAAAAAGAUGGUUUUAAUUAGAUAGAGCAAGUCUUAGCCAUCAAUCAGUGGGUCCUUUUGGUCCCAAUCAGUGGGGACUUGAAGUUCAGGUGUCAGGGAGCAGGGGAAUAUCUCCAGAAUGAACUGUCUAUUGGAAAGGAAUUUUUUCAUCAUCUUUUACCCAAUGCAAGGAAAUCUAUCAAGAUUGAUUCAACUGAAGCAAUAUGAGUCUUUACUUUCUUUGUUCCCCUUGCUUCCCACAUUUUACUUUUGGAUACCUCUUCCUGAGGAUGUAAGUCUUCUUAGAGUCUUUCACUAAAGACUAGACAGCCCAAGCAGUCUUGGUGGGCUUGAUCCUUUAAGACUUAAACAUUGCCCAAGAUGAGGCUGCCAGAACUAGGGUUGGGCAGGUAGGCGUUGAGACAUGUAUUCAGCAGUCCCAUUCUCUUAUCUCUUGGCCAACUAUUCCUGGCCUUGAUUCUGUGACUCGCCUUUAAUAUUGCUUAUUGCACAUAGAAGGCAGAACAAUGAGCUGUGAGAAGAAGACAGAUUCAAGCUUAAGGAAGAACUUCCAACAAUGACAACUAUAGAAUGUAGAAUGUAAAUUCCUCUUCACAAGGGAUGUUCACAAAGAAUUGAGAUGCUUACGUGUUGGAGACAUUGUAGAAGCCAUCCCCUUUGGAGUUUAUGAAUUAGACUAAAGUCCUUCAAAGUCCUUUACAGCCCUGAGAAUGUGAUUCUUCGGUUCAUGCGAUUGGACCUUCCCUGGAUCAACCGAUUCAAGUACCCACCCAUGUCUAGACUGGCCCCAUUCUUCAAGAGCCUUUGACAGACUCCCAGUCAUGCUGUAAUAAGCUCCUUUUGUAAGCUGAGAUUCUGGUUAAUCACUCCUUAAUUAAUUAGAGUUCUAACUCAGAAUUUCACUAUGAUAUCUCCCAAAACAGAAGCUCUCUGUGUUCUGUGCAUUGUUGGCUUUGCUGUGAUAGUGGUUAGUUUUUGUGCUUAGCAGCAAACUUGUACCUCAAGAUUUUUAUUGGAGCAUUUGGUAUAACUUCCAUUGGCUUAUUGUAUAGUCAAACAAAGCUGUUGUAUCUUCUGAGCUUGUUCUGCUUUUCUAAAUGGAGUCAUACCUUUCUCCCUUUCAAAUAUUGGGAGGAUUUGGUAUGACUUCCAUUGACUUAUUGUAUAAUCAAGAGAAGCUGUUGUAUCUAAUGAGCUUGUUCUGCUUUUCUAAAUGGAGUCAUACCUUUUUCCCUUUCAAAUAUUGGGAGGAUUUGGUAUGACUUUCAUUGGCUUAUUGUAUAAUCAGGAAAAGCUGUUGUAUCUUCUGAACUUGUUCUGCUUUUUUAAAUGGAGUUAUACCUUUUUCCCUUUCAAAUAUUGUUGCAUGGGAAAGCCAAUUCUGCUUAACUCAGACCAGUAAGGAAAAAAUGGGAAAGAAGGUAGUGUGGUCCCCUGCUACUGCCCCACUGGUCAAAUACCACAGAGUUAUGCAGAGUCUCACACUUGGUACUAGUAAUGUUUUUUGUUUUUUCUUCAAAUACUCUUGCACAGGAAGGGUAUUCUGGCAGAAUGGAAAAGAGCUGGGUUUGGAGGCAUAGGAAUCAGGUUGAAGAUUUUGAGCAUCAUCCUUUUUCUUAGCCUCAUCUGCCACCUGUGAAAUGAGCAGCAAGAUAAGAUAACUUCUGAGUUCCCUUCCAAUAUAAAAUCUCUGAACUUGGAAGCUACUAAAGUUGGGUUUCCUCCCAUUCUAGAGUCACUGGGACGUAGUCCAGGUGGCCUUGGACUUGGUGCCAGAAGACCCAGUUCUAUGUCUCUGUUUUGCCACUUUAUAGGUGGUUGGCACUCAACAAGGUAGGUCAUAGUUUAGUUUUGAUAAUAAAGUGGGAUAACAUACGUAAACUGCUCUGUGGGUGUAAAACACGAUAUAAUGUCAGCUUUAGUAUUUGUUAUUUUCCCUGUAGGAAUAGGCUGAGACUUGAGUAAGGUGAAAAGGCUUGGUCAUCUGGAGAGGUAUUAGAGGCCUCUGUGCCUUUUAAGUGAGUUCUCCUUCCCCAUGACCUAAAAUUGAACCAUCCCAGGCCCCCAAGAUCCUCAUCCUGAGGAACCUUGGGCCCUAUCCUGUUAUAUCAUCUUUUAUUUCCUGGGCCUUCUGAUGUGGAUCUCCUGGAUGCUUGUGCUUUUUAUUCAUCCUCCCAGAUAUUUUUGAUAAGCAUCUCCUGCAGAGACCUUGAUUUGGAGAAAGAUUUCCAGGGAUGGGUAGCCUGACACCAGUGGGGGAAAAGUGGGAUGGGGAAAAUGGAGAUGCAGUGCUCUUGCUAUGUCCCAUUGUCUGAACCCUGAGUAGUUUAUACUAAGCCUUGUACUUAGUACAAAUAAUGUUUAGUUAAAAUAAAAGUUUGGUUAUAACGAU